UGUGCUUGGUCAGGAGAGGCAGAUUCCUUUCUCAAUGGAAAAAAACAUUGCUUUUAGCUUUUUACUCCUCUUUUUAUGUGUAGGAUUUUCAGUCUCUGUGGAUCAAAUGUUUGUAAGAAUGGAUGGAAGUUCACAUGCAUUUUCAUACCAAGAGCUGCCCCAAAGAAAUGACCGACGUUAUGAGGGUGGUGUGAAGCCAAAACGUAACUUAAAACAAAUAGCAAUUACACAGGUGGUCAGUUACAACUUGAGCAGAAAAGGACAAUCAGAAAGAGACUCUUGGAGGACAUUGCCACACAGCCCUGUGAAUGUCACCGUUAAUGGAAGUCCCUGCAUUCUUUUCUGGGCAAGGAGGAUAACGAUUAAAUUUAAAAAUCAUACACAGCUGGACUUGACAGAGAAGACAUUUGGCGUUCAUGCAACCGUGGAUGUUGGAGAUUCCAACUGCAGUGAAGACAGUGCAAUGCUUUCACUUAAGUUUGGUGACAUGGACAACCUCAAGGGGCUUGUUAUUAGAUUUUUAUUGACAAACAGUUAUUACAAGCUGUCUGUUCAGAACUGGUUUAGUUUAUACAGAAUACAGCUGCUUUACAACCAUUCUGUGCAAGCAACAUUUAAUGCAACCAGAAUAUAUGCUCCAGCAAGUUAUUCCUAUCACUGUGAACAUGUGAGCAGCUUGCAGAGGUAUGAUGCACUCCUGAUGCCCAGCUCCGCAAACGAUGUGUCCAGGCUCUGGGAAGUCACUUUUAUCGAUUUCCAGAUUCAAGGCUUUAACAUUGAAGGAGGACAGUUUGCUUAUGCCAAAGAUUGUGCAUCCUUUUUUUCACCAGCAAUUCUGAUGGGCUUGAUUAUGUCACUGAUUCUGCUUCUAGUCCUGGCCUAUGCUCUCCAUAUGUUGAUCCACCUGAAGUCUCUUGAUAGGCAUUAUGAAAGCAAAGCCUCUCCUGCCUAUUUUGCACAAAUGAAAGACCGUGACAUGGCAGAUGAAAAAGAACCACUGAGAAGCAAUGGAAAUGAGUCCUAUGAACUUAGAAGUCAACAGUUUUGUAAAGUCUAUAUUUAGAAGAGUGUGUCUCAUUCAGGCUAUUGGUAUUUUCUUUCUGCUAUUCUAUGCUGUUUAGUUGUACAGUAGCUAAAAGUGUUCACCAAAUGAUUUAUUUGAUCAAAGAAAAAAUAA
Terrapene triunguis (Three-toed box turtle) is the source of this 1177-nucleotide messenger RNA. It is a transcript of the gene ATP6AP1L, whose product is annotated as ATPase H+ transporting accessory protein 1 like. The coding region runs from base 35 to 1063 and encodes 342 amino acids. The transcript is spliced from 7 exons. The record is from RefSeq and is a predicted model, not a curated record. Lineage: Eukaryota; Metazoa; Chordata; Testudines; Emydidae. Gene Ontology annotation, cellular component: proton-transporting V-type ATPase complex.